AUGCGCACGCUUGCGGCAUCUAUGGGUAGUCAGUUCACGGCCACCAUUCCAAUGUUGCACUCACAGACUAGUGGUAUGUUGGAUGCUUGGGACCGCAACAUGUCGGAUGUUGGGAUUCCAAUAGAUAUAGUUCAAGCACAGCUUCUGCUGGCCGUAUACGGGAUUCUCAAGGACGAUCCACGAAAGGGAUGGAGCAACGCGGGUCGCUGUGUUCAGCUGGUGCAUCGGAUGAAAUUAGAUCAGAUAGACUGCCCAAGCACAUGGCAGUCGUGCCAACUCUCAAAGGUAGAAGUUGAGGAGAGACGGCGGACGUUCUGGGCAGUGUACGCCCUCGACCGGUAUGCUAAUAUCGUGUACGGUCUACCUCUUUCAUUAAACGAUCGGAUGAUUCUCACGCGACUACCCGCUACCGAAGCUGCAUUCCGAGGGCAGACGGCGAUCACGUCAGAAUUCCUGGCCUCGGCUAUGUCCCAAAAGACCAAGCAGCCGCUCUCCACAUACGCCAAAUCAAUGGUAAUCGUGACCAUUCUUUCACGAUGCGUCGCACACCGAAACCAGUGCAAUGUCGAGCGCAUCACAGACCCCACGUCGCAAGAAUUCCUGACGCGCCACUGCGAGCUGGACAAAAUCUUAACAGAAGAAAUCAAGACGAUAUUAUCCUGCGUCUCAACUGAUAAUGAACAUUACAAUCCUACUUAUGUGUUCAUCGAAAUGCUCGCAGAAGCCGCUAUUCUGGUUCUUUCCACUGCCCUAAGCUCCGUCCCCGAAGGCCCACGAGAUGUGUGCCAGACGUAUAACAACCGGGCAUUCAAGGCCGCAGAGCGAAUCCAUAACCAGGCACAGAUACUGUCUCAAUUUUGUUUGUUCAAGGUCCACCCAUUCACACCAAUUGCACUGUUCAUCUGCGCUGAGUUCACUCGCACGCAUAAGACGUUGAAUGGCGAGGCUACCGAGCAGUUCAUGGAUAUUUCUUCUUCAUUGCGAUACCUGGCAUCUGCUAAUCGCCUUGCGGGAAUGUUGCAUCUCCAGCUCCAGCAAAAUGCGGGAAAUCAUGUAGAUCCCGGUUUGUAG
Aspergillus viridinutans is the source of this 1071-nucleotide messenger RNA. RefSeq lists its product as uncharacterized. Gene Ontology annotation, cellular component: nucleus. Lineage: Eukaryota; Fungi; Ascomycota; Eurotiomycetes; Eurotiales; Aspergillaceae. The transcript has 3 exons. The record is from RefSeq and is a predicted model, not a curated record. Gene Ontology annotation, biological process: DNA-templated transcription. The coding region runs from base 1 to 1071 and encodes 356 amino acids. Gene Ontology annotation, molecular function: zinc ion binding; DNA binding.